ACAGCUGUGUAAUUAAAAGCAGCUCACAAGCGUUCAGACAGUCACUGUCAUUGUUUGAUCUGACUCCAAAAGAUUUAUGUUUAUUUAUACAGCUUGUGCAAAACAACAAAUGCAAAGCUGCAAUGAGUUCUAUAAAUGCCAGUUUUUCCCAGAGUAUCCUCAUUGUUCAUCCUGAAUACUUUUUCAUCAUUGGACUUUCAGGUAUACCGUACAGCACUUAUUACUAUAUUUUCCUAUUUAUCACAUAUUUCUUUUCUAUAAUUGGGAACUCUAUAGUCAUUCUUAUUAUAGCUCUAGACCGAAGCCUGCACAGUCCAAAGUACAUUGGCGUGUUUAACUUGGCCUUGGCUGACAUUGGUGAAAUUAAUGCACUGAUUCCUAACAUGAUGAGGACUUUUCUGUUUAACUCACAGUACAUUUCCUUCAAUGCUUGUUUAGCAAACAUGUUUUUUGUGUUCUUCUUCAGUUCUAUGCAAAGUUUCACACUUCUUGUUUUGGCAUAUGAUCGCUUCAUUGCUAUUUGUUUGCCAUUAAGAUAUCAUGCUCUUGUGAACAAUACUAGUAUGGCUUUAAUUUUCACAGCAGUAUAUGUAUUUAAUUGUACUGUGGUGUCCAUGAUGGUGUCUUUUAUCACCCGACUUUCAUUCUGUGAAUCUAAUAUGAUACCAAGUUAUUUUUGUGAUCAUGGACCAAUUUAUAGGUUGGCAUGUAAUGACAAUAGCCUUAAUAAGUUUAUGGCAUUUCUCAUUGCAUCUUUAUAUUUUAUAGUACCAUUGGUCAUUAUAGUCCUGUCAUAUCUGGGCAUUUUUCUUGCUUUAACCAAAAUUACAUCUUGGGAAGGGCGUUUAAAAGCCCUAAAGACCUGUGUUUCACACCUUUUGUUAGUAGGAACAUUUUUUCUUCCCAUUUUCUGUGUAUACUUUUCGCAACUCUUGCUGUCUCUCUCACCCAAUGCAAGGGUCAUCUGCACAUCUCUGGCAUAUGCUGUUCCACCAAUGCUAAAUCCCAUCAUUUAUGUCUUAAACACAGCUGAAAUCAAAGAUAUAAUUCAAAAAGUGUUUAGAAACAGAUCUGUUGAAAGUAUUUCAAAAUGAUUAAAAUGUCUAUGAAUUUAUGUUGUAAAAAUGGGAAUUAGAUUACCCAUAUGAAGACUGCAUGCUCAGGUCUCACAGUGGUUUCUAUGAUUUACAGUACAAAAUAAUGUUAUUUAUACGCUUAAUAAUUUAUGAAUCCAGCUAAUUUCAAAUGUCUAUA
Messenger RNA from Megalobrama amblycephala (Wuchang bream), 1254 nucleotides. Its product is annotated as olfactory receptor 1M1-like. Lineage: Eukaryota; Metazoa; Chordata; Actinopteri; Cypriniformes; Xenocyprididae. The record is from RefSeq and is a predicted model, not a curated record. Bases 123 to 1094 code for a protein of 323 amino acids. Gene Ontology annotation, molecular function: G protein-coupled receptor activity; olfactory receptor activity. Gene Ontology annotation, cellular component: membrane. Gene Ontology annotation, biological process: G protein-coupled receptor signaling pathway. The transcript is spliced from 2 exons.